AUGAAGAAAACGACAAAACCGAAAGCUGAUUUUGACGGCAUUUCAGAGUUGGAUGUUAUUAGUAAAACGGGACUAACACAGAGAGUUUUCGAGAAAUUUGACUUUAUCGCAUCUACGCGAGUGCCGAGGUAUCCGUAUCUUACUGGACGCUAUCAACCAUUUUGCUAUUCGCUCUCAUUCAACUCGAUUAGCUCAAAGUCUAACUGGUAG
Cylicocyclus nassatus is the source of this 210-nucleotide messenger RNA. Lineage: Eukaryota; Metazoa; Nematoda; Chromadorea; Rhabditida; Strongylidae. The record is from the annotation of a GenBank genome assembly.